This is a messenger RNA of Hyalella azteca, 6933 nucleotides long. It is a transcript of the gene Letm1, whose product is annotated as mitochondrial proton/calcium exchanger protein. Gene Ontology annotation, biological process: intracellular monoatomic cation homeostasis. The record is from RefSeq and is a predicted model, not a curated record. The transcript has 14 exons. The coding region runs from base 319 to 3279 and encodes 986 amino acids. Gene Ontology annotation, molecular function: ribosome binding; calcium ion binding. Gene Ontology annotation, cellular component: mitochondrial inner membrane. NCBI's taxonomy places the organism in Eukaryota, Metazoa, Arthropoda, Malacostraca, Amphipoda, Hyalellidae.
GUGAUUUUUUUUCUCCCUAGAUAAUUGUACAAAUUUUUCUCAUUGUUUGCUGGAGUUUUAGUUAUUUUGUCUCACUUAUUUAACAUAUUUUUAUGGACAUUUGGACUGUACGUGUGCAUAGCAAAUUAUGGCCAAUAUUCCUUGAACGCGGACUAGCGAAAUCCUGUCGGUCGCGCAGCUGUCUCGGCGCUGAAAAAUUGCAUAAGAAUUACUCAUCGAUAAAUAUUAUUAAGAACGAUUCAACUGAUUUUAUAAUCAACCUGUUUAUCAGUAAAAAAUUGUUCUAAAAAGGCUACGUUACUCGUUAGAAAAUUCAAGAUGUUGUCCAGGAGGCUGCUUCAAAAGAGGGAAUGCUGGCAUCAACUCCAGUCCUAUGCAUCUGUUCUACCUCCCUGCUCUCACCUUACUCAAUAUUCCACUUCCAGACACUGCAAAAAGUAUGAGAAAAAGUUGUUAGAGAGUAAUUUUACUUUGUCUCAUCCUCAUUGUAACUGGCAAAAAAUCUCAACUAUUGCCAAAGAAGAUGUUAAAGAAGAUGACAGAAAUGCUGCUGCCACUUGGAUUACUGAUGACAACUCUGCUCUUGAGAAGCCAACCAUCUCACAAGGCAUUGAGUCAAAAAUAAGAAGAAAUGGAGCUUUCAGACCAAGAUUUCACAGCUACCAAAUUCCUUCAAGUGCACACCAGUCACAUCUUUAUUCCAAUCACAAUUUAACAGGAAUAAAUAAUAAUUCACUGAAUUUAGUUAGAACUUCCCGCCCCGGAAUGCUGGGUGUUGCAAGGCCCAUUGGUUUUUUGUGGGAUACAUAUUCACCUUCUCACUCCUCCCUCGCUAUAUCAGCACAAGGCCCUGCUAGCCCAUACCAAGACUUAUCAAACUCCAAUGAGCUAACGGUUAGCAUCUCCAAUUUCAAUCCUGAAAUUUAUUUUACCUAUGAUUCAGAUCUCAGAAAUGGAUUAAUUUCAAAAAGGUUUUUCCAUACAACCACAUGCUUUCUAGACUCCAAACCUCCAUCUUCUCAAGUGGAAGUUACUGUCAAUGCCUUGAAAGAGAAAGCUGAAAGUCUGAAUCAAGAGAAGAUAGCAGCCAGUGCCAGCAAGGAUGCAAGUCAAGCUCCUAUUGUUACAACCGCUGCUGCAAUGCAGAAUGAAGUUCCCACCGCUUCCCCCACGCGAUCCGAGACCAUAAACCUAGCUAUUGCUAAAUCAGCUCCUCCUCUGCCUUCUGUUGUUGCAGAAAAGAAGUCUCUGUGGACUCGUAUUAAAGCAGAGGCAGUUCAUUAUUACCAUGGCUUCAGACUGCUAUUCAUUGACACCAAAAUUGCACUGAAGUAUUGCUACAGAAUUCUGAAUGGUGAAAAGCUGUCAAGAAGAGAGCACAGACAGUUGGUGAGAACUACUGGGGACUUAUUUCGUUUGCUGCCCUUCUCUGUGUUCAUCAUUGUUCCCUUCAUGGAGUUUCUGCUGCCCGUGGCCCUGAAGCUUUUCCCUGGCAUGUUGCCCAGUACCUUCGAGACUGCAAAUGAGAAGGAGGCAAAGAUGAAGAAACGUUUGAAAGUGAAACUGGAGAUGGCAAAGUUCUUGCAAGAGACGCUCGACAGCAUGUCUCUGCAGUCCAAAGACCACCACUCCAAAAGUGCUCAAGAAUUCGUACUAUUCUUUGAAAAGGUACGACGCACAGGAGAGGUAGUGAGCAAUGAAGAGAUCCUCAAGUUCAGCAAGCUGUUCGCCGACAGCAUCACCCUGGACUCACUGUCUCGCCCUCAACUCACGGCGCUCUGCCGGCUGCUGGAGAUGCAGACUUUUGGCACUAACAAUUUCCUCAGGUUCCAGCUGCGUAUGAAGCUCCGCUCACUCGCUGCUGACGAUAAGUUGAUCGCUGUGGAGGGAGUGGACAGCUUGUCAUCGUGGGAGUUGCAGCAGGCGUGUCGGUCUCGAGGCAUGAGAGCUUACGGCAUGACGGACACCAGACUCAGGGUUCAGCUGCAGCAGUGGCUCGAGCUCAGUCUUGAUAAGAAGGUUCCACCAUCGCUGCUGUUGCUCUCGCGCACGCUCUACCUGCCAGAUACUCUGGACGCAAACGCUUCACUUGCCGCCACCAUCUCGCAACUGCCCGACGAAAUCAAAACACGUACGAAAGCUGCUAUUGGCAAGCGUGAAGGAAAGAUCGACAACCGAACACGCCUCGAAGUGAUCCAAGUGGAGGAAAAGCGAAUCGAGGAAGACAAGAAGGACAUGCAGGAGGAGAAGAAGAAGAAAAUGCUCGAAGAAGCCAAAAAGAUGGGAGAGGUGAGGGUGGACUAUCACGAGGAGCUCGGCAUCGGAGAGGCGGAGGUGGUGUCCGUGGCCCCGGCGUCACCUGCAGUCGGCGCUGCUGCUGCUGAGGCCGUCGUCGCGCAGGCUGUCAAAGUGACCAAGGCUACCGUCACCCCCGCCGGCGAAAUAAAGGAAGACAAGGAAGAGCUCGUUGACCGCGCCCCUGUGCUGGUGGACACUGCCGAGGAGCUGCGCCUCGAGAGAGAGGAUCAGGAGCUUAAACUUGCUGACCACAAACUCGCGGAAGAGAAGGCCAAGAAGGAGAAGUCUGAAGAGCUAAGCAGCGAAGAUUUGGCUGAGGUUGAGGAAGCCCUCGAGACGCUAGGGACGAAGCAGCGGCGCCUGCUGAUCGAGGAGCAGGAGCUGCUCGACAUCAAGGACGAGCUACGCGACUACCAGGAGGACAUCGAGGACUUCAAGCAGGUUGUAGCGCAAUUCCCCGAGCGCACGGACCUGCGCGAGAGCAAGGCAGCGCGCCGCCUCUUCGCUAAGGUGAACCGCCUCAUCGCCAAGACGGAGCCUGUCAUCGCCGCGCUCAACGCCAAGACCGAGGAGAUGCAUAAGGUCGUCGAGGCUGGACAAGCCACCAAACUCCAGAAGACGACGCUGGUGAACCUGGAGGACCUGGUGACGCACCUUCGUCAGGUCGCUGACGCGCCGGACUCGGCCAAGCUGCAGGUCAUCAUGGAGGUCCUCUCCACCAUGGACACCGACAACGACGGCUCCAUCAAGCUGGAGCACAUCCUGAAGACGAUCGAGCUGUUAUCAGAGGACCAGGUUGAGGUGCCGCGCAAGGUGUUCGAGGAGGUGGUGCAGGCGAUGGCGAAGGAAGAGCAGCUCGAGACUAAGACCGUCGUACAGACCGCCAUCAAAGCCGUCGCUGCCUCCAAACUUGGUGCCGACACGCCUCCUGCUGCUCUUGAUGCUCCAGAUGCUGGAGUUGCUGAGCAGAAGCAAUUGUAGAAUAUUGCACGGGUAUCUUAGGAUAGAAAACGAUGUAAAGUUUAAAUUGUAACGCUUCCGCUGCCCGAAUUUGAUAUGUUGCCAUCAAUGCUAGUGCAUCUGAAAUCCCUGAACAGACACCUGUGUUAAAAGUGUAUCGGUGUUGGAUGUGAUGAACACGAGUCAGUUCGAAACAACUUUCAUUUUCCGUGUUGCCAAUGAACGAAGGGAAGAGCAAGUCACCUCUGCAUGCAACCUGAUAACGUUGUUGUCGUUGUUGUUCUCGAUUGUGUUAUGCAGAAAGUAGUGUAAAAUAGUAAAAUACUAUAUUUUUGGUUGUGCAGAACGAAAACAAAAGCCGUUGCUCAAGGCCAUGUCAUUUAAGCAUUGGUACAUUUUGAGCUCAACUUGUUCGAGUUUCAAUACUACUUAAAUGUAUAGCAGUUCAGUGUCGCAGUUGAAUGCAAAAUUUCAGCAAGCACCUACUAUAUCAUCUACCUUCAAUGCCACACAAGUCGCCACUCAGCAGCUACUGCACUUAACUUGCCGCUUGUCAAUAAAUAAUAAAUUCGUAUGAUACUGGGCAGAAUUACGAUUUGUAGGGUUAGAUUGCCAAAUUACAUGUAAGAAGCUUGUAAAGUUAGUUGGUUUGACGGUAUGCAGAUGGAGGCAGUCUAUUGUAUUUUUGCUUCUCCGUUUUCAUUUGUAACAUCUGAAUAAAAUUAAGAGAAGUCGCAAUUGAAAAUUCCAUGCUAUUAGCGUUUUCCUAAUUUGUUCUUCAUUCAAUUUUAUUUGUCCGACCUUGAAAAGUUUUGUGUGUCAUAAAUUCAAGCUUCCCUUCAAAAUCUGGAAGUUUAUUGACCUUUGCCGCCCUUCUGAUGCUAUAGCGCCGAUGUUGCUACUAAUAAAUGUUUCGUUUAUUACAGUUUACCUUACUUGGUAACUUUUUGCAAGCAACAUUUUUAUUUAAAAUUUGUGUCUGCCACAAUUGGCAGGUAAUCGAGCAAAAUUUCUCUUGUAAGCUGCGGUUAAAAUCUCAUUGUUUGCAAUCAAGCCUGCCAUUAGAUGACAUGUCAAACGUUCCUGGCUUAUUAUUGAUAAAUACUAGUACGUGUCAUGAAUGGAAGCAACUCUUUAUUAAUUAAUCCUAAAACAAUGAUAAUUUGAGUAACAUAUGUCAAUGUAAAUUAUCACAUUAUAUGUAUAUACAAUAUCGCCACUUGUAUUACAACGCUUGAGGCUCUUGCAGUUAGGCGAUCGGCCUGUUCGAAAUACUUAAUUACAAAUGCUUUAGGAUCUCAUUUAGAAAUUCUUCUAUUACUAAUCUAUAGAAGGUACAACUCACCCCGAGUGAGGCUCAAACUUUGAGGUUUAAUACAGACAAUACAAUUUUCUUGCUGUUUUCCUGUGUUAACUGUUGUUGUUCGGUGUCAUCCUCGGGUUAUAUUUAUUUGAUUCUAUAUGGUACUGGGUGAUUAUAUAUACCCUCAUCGAUUCUCGUUUCACUGUCGCAUUUUACUUUGAUUUAUCCUCAUUUUUUUGUGUAGUGUUAUCGUUGAACACCCUUGCCUUAAUUUUAAUUUAUUAUUUGUGCUUUUGUUCAGAUAUUUUGUUGAUCUUUUUCGUCUUCACUGUGGUAUUUUUAUUUUUAGGAAUCUAAUGUAUUGCGCUUUGUUGUCUGUCCUGACUAUUCAUAUUUGAAUUGUAUACAAUGUUUCCAAAAAUUCUCCUGAGAUUUACCGAGCACAUUUCGGUGCGCUUUUGAAAAUGAAACUUCUACAAUAUAUUAACGUCUUCAUUACCUGACUGCUGUAGGUGCUUUCGGGGUCUUAUGAGAUACUCUCAACUGUCGAGGCUUGAGUCUCUGCUUUGUGUUGAAGCUCUCCUGGACUUGGGAGGUAAUCGAGCAAGCUUUCUCUUGUAAGUUCCGGAGUGUAAAAGUUUAAAAUGCUCAUCUGCGAAUAAAUCCUUGUAUUAUAAAAUCGUUAUCUUACUUGAAUAUUCUAGUUGUUAUUCAUUUCCCUUAAAUACGAAAAUAAUUUUUUCAUUUUCAUUAUUUUCAAAUGCUUCCCAGUCUCUGCGUGCAGAUGUGAAGUCUUUUUUUCACGCUUACAAAUUAUUUCAAUUAUCUCGUCAGUUCCGGUAAUCUUAAAUUCGUUUUCUCUUACUUACUUUCUCUCUCUCUUACUUUCUCUUUCUUACUUACACACAUUAGAAUUAAUUAAUUUGAAAAAAUUUAUCAUCGUUUCCUUUUAAUCAGAAAUUUAUUUUAAAAUUAUGUUAGUUUUGAUUUCUAUUUCGUUGACCUCUAAGGACAGACGAGUAUAACUUGUCUACUAAUUAAACCAUUUUGUCAUCUGUUGACCUUAUAUCGUUGACAGUAUUCUUCGUUCCCCGUUUUGUUUAUCAAGAUAUAUUAAUAAUGAUCAAUAAUGUCUAAAAUAAUCAUCAUGAAGUGUAAUUACUUGCUAUCUUCUUACAUCAAAUCGAGAUAUUACAUGCGCCGAAUUUUUUCUCUUCCCAUGUUGCCGGGACUGAAUCCAUCUCGGUGAGUUUUAUACCAGAAAUGUAUAUUUUUAUGAUAUCUUGUAUUUUCCCGUGCCCAAUUUCGCAUGAAUUUUGUAUUCGUAUACUAAUACGUACAUUCGUUAUCUCCCUUCUCAAUAUCCACGGAUUUCUCCUAUUAGUUGCAGGAGGUUAAGCGUUAUAACAACAGCGAUGAUCUCUGCGUCUUGUCUCAAUUUUGCAUUUAUUCCUAAUUACGUUUACGUAUAAUAUGGUUUUCCUUUUUUUGUUGAUUUUUAAAAUCUAAACAGAGUCCAAGAUGACCUGAAUAUUAAAAGGUAAUUUCACUACAGCAAAUCCGGGCUCGCUGGUUCGAAAUGAACUAAUAGAUCACAUAAAUACUACUGAAAUAAUUAUCGCGUAUAUUUUCGUAUUGUUAUUAAUUGUCAUGUAUCUGAAAAAUGUUUCAUUUGUUCUUCUAUUUCGCCAUAACUUUAGAAGUUUAAUUGCUUCUAAGCUAUCGCUUUUAUUCAAAUGUGAAAACCGAGCUUAUUAGCUUCAAGCCUUUACACAUUGAUGCACGCCCAGGGUGCCAACUGUCCGACUAAAUUAUAUGACUUCAUACUAUAUACAAUUAUACGUACAACUUAAACUUCAAGUAUGUAUAUUCACAUGCGCUCGACAUGGCUUACAAAGUUCAUAAUCGACUUACAUUCAAAUUAAAUUUAUAUAAUUAUGUACAUAAGUCUAAGUGGUAUUCACAUGCACCACUGCCGUCUGGAAUCGGUUGGUUAAAGGUUUGGUGACAUGUAACGUGAUUCAAUAUAAAAAGAUCUUAUUUUCCGAACACCACAGAACAUUAAUUGUCUGCAUGUAUGUGAUGAGCGAAAGUCGACUCGACUGACCAUUGCAUCACCUGGCCAUUUUUUCCUUUAUUAUAGAAACGUUGACGGCAUUUAAAGAAUAAUGGCUGAUCUUUAAUGAUGACUUUUUGUAUGGAAAUUAUUCUCGGAAAUCCUUCUCUUUCUCUUACGGUUCUCAAGGUAAAAUGGCGCCUCUUUUCUUAGUAAAUACGCCAGGAACUGUGGCUAGUUGCCGCCAUCUUGUCCUUCAUGAGUCCUGUAGUUGUUAUUGACUUCGUUGAACCACAAUAAAGAAAUAUAUAUGCCA